Molecule: messenger RNA, 2408 nt
Organism: Ruditapes philippinarum (Manila clam)
Lineage: Eukaryota; Metazoa; Mollusca; Bivalvia; Venerida; Veneridae
Exons: 4
Coding region: 182-2350 (722 amino acids)
Molecular function (GO): protein binding
Source: RefSeq, a predicted model, not a curated record
ACAUCUCAGUCAGUGAAGAGAUCUGUUAAAAGCGUCCAAUGAUUAAGAUGUUAUUGAAUUUUUAUAAAAUCACUUUUGGGGAGGUUUCAAUGCAAAGACUCGUUAAAUGAGUGAUUUAAAACAUAAAUACAGAACAAGAAAAAGGUUAUGAUCACAGUCAUAUAGAACUAUUUUGUGAGAGAUGAAAUUUUACAUGCAUUCAGAAGAACCAGAACUAACAGUAGUUAUAGUAUGGGAAAAAAACAGGUCAGGCACUUUGCAAGAAGCAGUAAACAUAUUUACGGAAUCUUUGAAAAACAAAUUCCCUGAAUUUAAAACUUUUAGAUUAAUUUGUACUGUUAAGAAUGGCAGAGGAAAAAUUAUUGAGGAAAGUACUUCAGUGGACAAAGCUGUAAAGCAUAUGGAUGAUUUAUAUGUAAAUGUUGAAUUUAAAGAAGAUGGAAUCAAUAAAGUAUCUGAGAGAGUAGAAGAAUUAGGUAUUGAAAAGAAUGAAAAGAAAGCAGAAAGUGAAGAUUCGAAGAAAGAUGUUCUAAUAAGUAAAAAUAAUGCAGCAAUUAUUCAUGUUGGUAACUGUAGAUAUAGAAAGGCUAUUGCUGUAUAUAAAGAGAUCCUAGAUGAAGAUUCACGAAAUAAAGCUGCCUACAAAGGUAUAAUAACAUGCUACAAAAAGGCAGGUAGGUUCAAGAAGGCAUUAGCACAGGCAAAGAAGGCAUUAAAACUGUUUGAGAAUGAUGUGGAUUUAAAUAUGUUAGCAGGAGAAGUGCAUGUUGACUGUGGUAAUGGAGAUGAGGCAAUUGAGUAUCUCAUGAAGUGCUCCAAGUUAGCUAGGAGUUCUAAUGGUCUUGACACAGAGACUAAACAUGAACUUCAUGUGCUCCUUGCCAAAGCUUACCUUAUCAAAGAACAGAAAGAUAUGGCUAUAGCAGUUCUUCAAGGGGUUUUAAGAGAAGAUGUGGAACAUAAAGAUGCUCUUGUACUAUAUGCAGGGCUUUUAUUUCCACUUGGACCAUCACAGAAAGAGGAGGCAAUGUCAGUUUUAAUAUCAACUCUGGCAAGAGCUAAAAAUGAUAAAAAAGCUAUGCAAACAUUUGCAGAAGUAUGUCAACAGCCUGAUGGAAUGGAAGUAUUAAAGGAAGUGAUUAAACCAGUGAUGAAAGAUUCUGCUGCACUUGUGUUCCUUGGGAACUGUUUAAGAGACUUUAGUGCCAUUAAAGAAUGUCUCGAGUUGUUUAGUUUGGCUUUAGAAGCAGAUCCAAGUAAUCCUAGCAUUGCACUUAUUUAUGUUCAUACUUUAGAGAUAGUAGAUAGGCAUAAGGAUAUUAUAAAGUACUACAAAGAAUACUGUAGUAAAUAUUUAGAAAAGUCUGUAAAUAAUCUUACAUGUGAAAAUGUUAAAGAUGUUAUUGAUAGCAUACCUGAACAGCUAGAUGACUCACUAGUAUCAGACGAGGUUGUUGUAGCAACUGUGAAACAAGGUUCUAACUCAGAAAUUACUUCAUGUUCUAAACAAUACACUGAUGAAGAGAAAUAUCUGCUUGCAUUCUGGUUUACUCUUGUCAAAGUGUUGUUUAUCAAAGGACAGUUGCAUUAUAUUCCACCUUUAUUGGAGAUGAUUCAUCCUUUAUGUGAAGGGCAUGACCUUCACAAUAGCAACAUUAGAAAUGAAGCUGCAUAUUUCAGCUGCAUCAGAGAUUUGUUCAAAACAUACGAUAGGGAUAUUCCUGCUACGAAGCUCUCACUUGGAGAAAAUUACAUAUAUUUUAUUGGUGACAGUCACUGUAUACCACCAGCUUGGCAGAAAAUUACUGUAAAGGGCUCAACAUUCAUUGUGCACCCAAUCCUUUCAACUGGUACAAAAAUCUGGCAUCUAAGACACGAAAGCAAGUUUUAUCCAAAGGUGAACUUCCACUCAGCUAUUAAAAACAUACCAGACAAUGCCACUGUAAUUGUUUGUCUUGGUGAGAUUGACUGUAGAGAAGCCUUACUAAGCUGUUGGGAAAAGGCCAGGUAUGACACAAUAGAGGAUGGCAUGGAAGCUGUGAUUGACAUCUACCUUAAAGAAAUGAACAAUCUGCAGAGAAAACACCAAUGGAAACUCUUCAUUCAUCCUGUGUUGCCAGUCUUAGAUGUUACCCGUCCAAUAGUAUCACAGUUUAAUAGAAUCUUGGCAACAAUGCUGUUGAGAGAGCCAGCAAUCCAUUGGUUGAACUUUGUUAAAGACCUAACUAAUGGUCCAGAUGAAGGAGAGAUGCUGAAAGAAGAAUUCAUAUUUGAUGGAACACAUGUUCAUCCUAGAUAUACAUCUUUGCUGGCAGAUUCUUUGUCAGAUUUUCCAGAGAUAUUUAACUGAACUAAAACAUUUGAGUUACUUGUUUGCAAGUUGUUUGCAAUAGAAUUUUUAUACAAUU